Metopolophium dirhodum (rose-grain aphid) is the source of this 738-nucleotide messenger RNA. RefSeq lists its product as uncharacterized. The record is from RefSeq and is a predicted model, not a curated record. The transcript has a single exon. Bases 1 to 738 code for a protein of 245 amino acids. NCBI's taxonomy places the organism in Eukaryota, Metazoa, Arthropoda, Insecta, Hemiptera, Aphididae.
AUGGCUGACAGACGGAGCACUAUAAAGCAUUCGAUGGCAAAAAAGUUAGCAGAACGUGAGACUUUGAGAAAUCGCGAAGACGUAUCGAGCCGUCUUACCGACGAUUUGGCCGCCGGUGGUAGCGGUCAAGUAGAAAUUAUGCGUGGUCGCCGAUCUAUGAGGCGUAGGUCGAAGAGACGCAGGAGCCGGUCACGGUCCAGUCGCCGCCGGGGCAGAAGACGUAGCGUCAGCGGUACCGAAGAAGAAGACGACUACGACACGGCUUCAGACACAGAAGAUGACGAUGAUGACUCGACAACGGUGGACGCGUCUUCCCGCAGGAGGUCGAGAAGGCGGCGGAGGAGUGGUCGGCGACGUCGUCGUCAAUAUCAGGCGAGUGGCAGCGACGAUGGUGAUGACACAGAGGCCACUGAUUCAGAGAGCACAGAAGACGGUAGAGGUCUCACGACGACAGUCGACAGCUGCGGAAAUCCUUGCGGCAGCAGACGUCGCCGGAGGAGGAGGAGGAGGAGGAGGAGUAAGUGCGCGGCUAGACGUCCGAGAAGACGGUCGAUGGGGUGCAAGAAGAGGAGAAGAAGAAGGAGGAGGAGAAGUAGUAGUGGUUGCUGCCGUGUCGCAAGCAUUGAUGGCCCCCAAGUUCGAUCUAUCCGACGACUGGCAGGGUCGAGUGGAACAGCAGGCCACAGGUGCACCACGUCGAACAGCACUGGAACGGACACAGCUGAUACCACUCAGUGA